GAAAAAGGAAAGAAGAGGAGGAGGAGCAGUGAGCCGACUGAGACGUGUGAGGCCUCAGGAGACCUAGCAAGAGCUAAGUUCCUGGAUAAAUACUGGGAGUAUGAUCAGCUUGGCGAAGGAGGUUUCGGAGCCGUUUUUGCUGGCUUCCGCAGAGAAGAUUGUUUCCCAGUAGCKAUCAAACACAUACAGGACAAACAUUGCCUCCCACCAUUGUGCCUACAUGGGAAGGAGCUCCCUGCAGAGGUGGCCAUAAUGUUAAAACUAGCAGCAGAAAAAGAUGACUCUGCAGGGAUGUCAGCACCAAUACAAUUGCUGGACUGGUAUGACCUGAGCCACGAGUUGAUACUGGUGCUGGAGAGACCUGAAUGUGCCUCGGACCUUGCUGACRACACAGCUGUAAACGGAGGGUCUCUACAGGAGUGGGAGGCCAAGAACAUUAUGAGACAGCUGGUGGACGCUGCUAUUGGGCUGGAGAAGAGGCACAUCUUUCACUCCGACCUGAAACUGCAGAAUAUC
Paralichthys olivaceus (Japanese flounder) is the source of this 516-nucleotide messenger RNA. The record is from RefSeq and is a predicted model, not a curated record. NCBI's taxonomy places the organism in Eukaryota, Metazoa, Chordata, Actinopteri, Pleuronectiformes, Paralichthyidae.